This is a messenger RNA of Blepharisma stoltei, 759 nucleotides long. The record is from the annotation of a GenBank genome assembly. Lineage: Eukaryota; Ciliophora; Heterotrichea; Heterotrichida; Blepharismidae.
AUGAAAGGAGAAAGCAAAAAGAACUUCAAAGGACUGUUUUCACCAAUAGAAAUUAUAUCAACUAACCAUUUAUUGAGAACAGAGCAUAACGAAUGCAAAGUUAGGAUGACAAGGAUUUAUUAUUCACAGUGAUUUAAAUAUAUUUAUGUCAUCCUUGCGGUUCUUGCCGCGUUUUGCAUUGUAUAUACGUCAAUUAACUGAGCUGAACAAGAAAUAGAUGGCUGGUUUAUAGGUAUUCAAGCGUCUUUAUUAGUUUUAGUAGUCCUUGAAAUUUUGUAUAGAGUGCUUAUGCUGGGAUCGACUUUAUUUUUCCAAGAAAAAGUCAAUAUAAUAGACUCAUUUCUAUCUUUUACAAGCUGGAUAAUUGCUCUUGUGAGCUCAUCUCUUCAUGAUAAAGUAGGCUACAGUUUACAAAUUAUUUCAAUGACUAUGCUUUUCAGCAUUUUCUUGCCCUUCGGGCAAGUCUUUUUUUAUAUAAUUAAUUAUUAAUUAAAUAGGUAUAUAUUAAGCUUGAGGUAUUUAGUAACUUAUAUUAGGGUCAUCAAAUAUGUAAAAAGUACCAAAAACACUGAAAUAAGCAUAAUAGAUUUAAACGACGUAAGCGAAGUCGAAGAAAACCAGCCAAACACAGAAAUGAGGGUCAAACGCGCGAUGCUGCCUAAUACAAACCAGCAAGAAGCUUCACAAACCUUUGGAAAUGGGAUAAAAUUCAUGCCAGUGAGCUCCAAUAAGUCAGAGAUGUCGAUUGAAGAACAAUAA